AUGCUGGUGGUGGAGGUGGCGAACGGCCGCUCCCUGGUGUGGGGGGCCGAGGCGGUGCAGGCGCUGCGGGAGCGCCUAGGAGUAGGGGGCCGCACGGUCGGCGCCCUGCCCCGCGGACCCCGCCAGAACUCGCGCCUGGGCCUCCCGCUGCUACUGAUGCCCGAAGAGGCGCGGCUGCUGGCAGAGAUCGGCGCGGUGACCCUAGUUAGCGCCCCGCGCCCGGAUCCCCGCCAACACAGCCUGGCAUUGGCAUCCUUCAAGCGCCAGCAAGAACAGGGCUUCCAGGAGCAAAGUGCUCUGGCAGCUGAGGCCCGUGAGACCCGUCGUCAGGAGCUCCUAGAGAAGAUUGCAGAGGGUCAGGCUGCGAAGAAGCAGAAGCUGGAACAGAAAUCAGGGAGCAGCGGGAGCCAGGAGGCCGGUGGGAACCAAGCUGCAGAAGAGAAUGAGGCCAGUGCUGGCCCGGCUGCUGGAGAGCAUGAGGAAGCAGGUGAAGGCUCCUCCUCUCCCCAGCCAGGGCCUUCAAAUGGGGUGGCUCCUUUGCCCAGGUCUGCUCUGCUCAUCCAGCUGGCCACUGCUAGGCCUCGGCCCAUCAAGGCUAGGCCUCUGGACUGGCGUGUCCAGUCCAAAGACUGGCCCCACGCUGGCCGUCCUGCCCACGAGCUUCGCUACAGCAUCUACAGAGACCUGUGGGAGCGAGGCUUCUUCCUCAGUGCGGCUGGCAAGUUCGGGGGCGACUUCCUGGUCUAUCCCGGCGACCCGCUCCGUUUCCAUGCUCACUACAUCGCUCAGUGCUGGGCUCCCGGGGACCCCAUCCCACUCCAGGACCUGGUUUCUGCUGGCCGCCUCGGCACCAGUGUCAGAAAGACACUGCUGCUUUGCUCUCCGCAGCCUGAUGGUAAGGUGGUCUACACAUCCCUGCAGUGGGCCAGCCUGCAGUGA
Lipotes vexillifer (Yangtze River dolphin) is the source of this 939-nucleotide messenger RNA. It is a transcript of the gene TSEN34, whose product is annotated as tRNA splicing endonuclease subunit 34. Gene Ontology annotation, biological process: tRNA splicing, via endonucleolytic cleavage and ligation; tRNA-type intron splice site recognition and cleavage. The transcript has 4 exons. The record is from RefSeq and is a predicted model, not a curated record. Lineage: Eukaryota; Metazoa; Chordata; Mammalia; Artiodactyla; Lipotidae. Bases 1 to 939 code for a protein of 312 amino acids. Gene Ontology annotation, cellular component: tRNA-intron endonuclease complex. Gene Ontology annotation, molecular function: tRNA-intron lyase activity; nucleic acid binding.